GACAACAUGUCCAACAAAGAUAAUGAAGAUCUCAAUGAAGAGGACAUUGAUGAAGAUGAACUCCUCGCUACGCUUUCUCCUGAGGAGCUUAAGGAGCUUCAAAGUGAAAUGGAUAUUAUGAUUGCUCCUGAUGAUAGUGUUCCAGUUGGACAGAGGCAGAAGGACCAGACAGAAAAGCCUCCGACUGGAAGUUUUGACCACAGAUCCUUGGUGGGGUACCUCUACUGGGAAAAGGAAUCCAAACGUAUGCUUGAGGAAGAAAGAGUUCCGGCUACUCUGUUACCAAGCGAGAGAACAUCGAGUCAGGAGGCAGAAGAUAAAGAAGAAAUCAAUACUUACGAGCAAGACAAAGUACAAGAAAUAAUCGAAGAAGCAAUUGAGGUCAAGGCUAAAAAUGGUUCCAGCGAAGGGGAAAUCAUUGAGGAAACCAUUCAUGAAAUUGUCGACGAAGUGCAAGAGAUCAAUGAAACAGACAAAGACGUCCACGAGAAAGACAAAGAGAUUCCUCCAAAUAAACAAGAAAAUAACGUGAUACAAUCUGAUCAAGCGGAAACUGAAACUUCACUCUGCAAAGACGGAACGAAAGAAGUUACAGACUUAACAGACGUCGCUAAGACAAGCGAACCUAAUGACAAACUCGAGCAAAAAGAGGAGAAAAAAAUUAAUAAAUUAAAAAUCCCCAACUUGGCGCUGAAUAACAUCAAAAUGACAUCUCGACCGUCAGGGAACGAGACAAACCUGGAGUCGACUCUCGACAAGAUCCGCAAUAACAACUCCUCGGUCACGGAGGUCAACCUCAACAACAUAGAAAACAUUCCCAAGGAGAUGCUCCUGGACUACGUCAACGCCUUGAAGAAGAACAAACACGUGAAAACCUUCAGCAUCGCAAACACCGGCGUGGAUGAAAACAUCGCGUUCAAUCUAGCCAACAUGUUACGAGAAAAUCGCAGCAUCAUCACUCUGAACAUCGAGUCCAACUUCAUAACGGGGAAGGGGAUCGUCGCCAUCAUUCGGUGCUUACAGUUCAACGAGACUCUCACCGAACUGCGAUUUCACAAUCAAAGACACAUGUUGGGUCACCAUGCGGAGAUGGAAAUCUCACGCCUGCUCAAGGCUAACAACACGCUUCUCAAGAUGGGGUACCAUUUCGAACAGCCGGGGCCGAGGAUGGUGGUGACCAACCUCUUAACAAGGAACCUGGACCGCCAAAGACAACUCAGAAAGGAGGAGCAGAAGCAGCAACAGUUGAAGGAACAGAGGGAAGUCAUGCAAAUGUACGAGAGCAGUCUAAACCUUCCUCCGGGUUUACUCCAAAUGCUUGGGUACAUACCGCCCCUUGAACUCCUCCAGAAACACAGUCUCGUUGCACCCCGAGAAGAACUGAACGAGACACCCCCGAAAGAAGAAAAGGAACAAAAGAGGGAAGAACCAGAACCUCCGAGGCAGAUCAAACAAAAAAGAAGUCCUAAACAACCAGGUUCCGAACCCCAAAACGCACUGAAAGAUGUCCGACUGAAGAAAACUCCCAAGAAACGGGAUCAUUUUCAGGAGUUGGACCGCAGAGAUGCCAUUCGACAAGAGAGGGGAAGUUUCCAACUGAAGAAGACUCCCAAAGUGAAGGAGUCGGUUACACAAGAGGCGGCGGAUGAAAAGGCAAACCUGAAGGACCUGAUAAAGACUUUGAAGCCGGUCCCUCGCAGGCGAGUGCCACCUAAAGUCGAUCCCACACCCCGGGACGAGCUACUCAAUGAUAUUAAGAAGAGUAGUGUGGCCUAUCUUAAAUCUGUGCCGCUCCCUAAAGCUCUGGAAUCAAGUGAAACAAGUCUCAUCUGA
This is a messenger RNA of Nerophis lumbriciformis (worm pipefish), 1833 nucleotides long. The record is from RefSeq and is a predicted model, not a curated record. Lineage: Eukaryota; Metazoa; Chordata; Actinopteri; Syngnathiformes; Syngnathidae.